CUUCCAAUCCAAUCCAAUCUCCCUCCCUCCCCCAAAACACUCCCCAACCCAAGCUGAGCAAAUAUCUCUUCGCCAGAAUUCUCUCGAGAAAAUGGAAAUGGCAAAGGCGCUUCGUCGCCACAAGUCCGUCUGAUCCUCAAUCCCUUUCUUUCGAUCACAGGGUGUAAAUAGGGAGUCGGGCAUGGCCCUUCCAGUCAUUUCACCGGAAGUCUCCAGCUUCCGCGCUCUCCGGCGCGUGGACCUCGCUGCCAGUAUCUUCUGCAACCGUAGCGCCACCAACAGAGAUCUCAAGUCCCUUCAUUUCCAUAGAAAGGACAGAGAUUUUAAGUCUAGGUUGAGAGUCUACUCCCGGCGGACCCGGGAUUUGGAGGUCAGGAUUUCGGACUAUCAUAACGCGAGCCGGUACGGCCAGUUCUCGGUAUCGGUGAAACCGGGCAGGGAAGAGGAAGAGAAGCAAAAUUACUAUCUGAAUGUGGGGUAUGCGAUUCGGACCCUGCGGGAGGAGUUACCUGGGCUCUUUCACAAAGAGCUCACUCUCGACAUCUACAGGGAUGACAUCGUCUUCAAAGACCCGCUGAACACAUUUGUCGGCAUUGAAAACUACAAAUCUAUCUUCUGGGGUUUACGGUUCCACGGGAGGAUGUUUUUCAGGGCUCUGUGGAUCGAUAUAAUCAGUGUGCGGCAGCCGGUUGAGGAUGUUGUAAUGGUGCGCUGGACAGUUCAUGGUGUCCCCCGAGUCUUGUGGGAGGGCCAUGGCCGAUUCGAUGGAACUUCCCAGUACCGAUUUGACAAGAAUGGGAAAAUCUUUGAGCAUCGAGUGGACAACAUAGCUCUCAACUCGCCGCCAAAGUUUAAGGUGCUGACUGUGGGAGAACUAAUCCAAUCAGUUGCCUGUCCCUCUACACCAAAACCAACUUACUUUGAAAGUUCUUCCUCUUCUUCUUCAUCUUCAUCUUCUUCUUCUUCUUCUUCUUCUUCUUCUUCUUCAUGGAGAUGUUAGGCUCUGAAGUCUGUCUCUUCCUGGGUUUGACUAUAUAUUGCAGGGCAAUAGUCGGUAUUCAUCUAGGAAAUUAAGCUGCGGUUUGACCUGUUAUGUCUGUGGCUACUUUGGACUUACACUUUGUAUAGCAUGAGAUGAGAUAUGAGUGUAACUAAAUGUGUAAUUAAGCCAUCUACAUUUUUGGAUAAUGCAAUGAACUUUUUUUAGUAAUUCGUGGUAAA
Punica granatum (pomegranate) is the source of this 1221-nucleotide messenger RNA. NCBI's taxonomy places the organism in Eukaryota, Viridiplantae, Streptophyta, Magnoliopsida, Myrtales, Lythraceae. The record is from RefSeq and is a predicted model, not a curated record.